AUGGCGGACUCCAAGAAGAGCGACAACUAUGCCAUCGAGAUGGACAAACUUGAUUCGGAGUCAGACCGCUUCAAGGCACCUCCGCCGCCCCAGCCCCGACACUCACCUUCAGCACAGAACCAUCCGAUUGUCCCCAUUCUCAGCUACUGUGCUUCUUCAAUUUUAAUGACUGUUACAAAUAAAUAUGUUCUUUCUGGGGUUCAGUUCAAUCUCAAUUUCUUCCUUCUGUGUGUUCAGUCCGUAGUUUGCAUUGUUACCAUUCAGACCUGCAAGUCCAUGGGAAUUAUCAAUUAUCGCGAUUUUAAUUCAGAUGAAGCCAAGAAAUGGUUCCCAAUUUCUUUACUUCUUAUCGGCAUGAUUUACACUGGCGCAAAGGCUCUCAAAUUCCUCUCGAUUCCUGUAUACACGAUUUUUAAGAACCUUACAAUCAUUCUCAUCGCAUACGGCGAAGUCUUAUGGUUCGGUGGUUCUGUCACUGGAAUGGCUCUUUUCUCAUUUGGCCUCAUGGUUCUGAGUUCCGUUAUCGCAGCCUGGGCCGAUAUCCAGCAUGCUCUGAACAGUAGUGGAUUUACUGGAGGCGAUGCAACCAGCAAGAUCUCCACUCUUAACUCCGGAUACGUCUGGAUGCUGAUCAACUGUCUUUGCACGUCCACUUAUGUUCUCGGCAUGAGGAAACGAAUUAAGUUAACGAAUUUCAAGGACUUUGAUACCAUGUUCUACAACAACCUCUUGUCUAUUCCUAUCCUCUUGGCAGGGUCUCUCAUUGUCGAAGACUGGUCUUCCGAUAAUGUUAGCAAGAAUUUUCCAAUCGAUUCUCGGAAUUCGUUGAUCUUCGCAAUGAUAUUUUCUGGUCUCUCAUCGGUCUUCAUUUCCUACACCUCCGCAUGGUGUGUCCGCGUCACGUCGUCUACAACAUACUCGAUGGUUGGAGCGCUAAAUAAGCUUCCUAUUGCUCUUUCUGGUCUGGUCUUUUUCGGCGAUCCCGUUACGAUUCCUGGCGUUUCAGCCAUCGUAGUUGGAUUCGUUAGCGGCAUUGUAUACUCUCUCGCCAAAGUCAAACAAAACGCAAAGCCCAAGACGGGUAUCCUACCAACCACUAACCCAGUAAGCGCAAGCUCACAGAGUAUGAGAGACGGUCUAAAGUCAUGA
This is a messenger RNA of Ophidiomyces ophidiicola, 1149 nucleotides long. It is a transcript of the gene VRG4, whose product is annotated as GDP-mannose transporter into the lumen of the Golgi. Gene Ontology annotation, cellular component: Golgi apparatus. The record is from RefSeq and is a predicted model, not a curated record. The transcript is spliced from 4 exons. The coding region runs from base 1 to 1149 and encodes 382 amino acids. Lineage: Eukaryota; Fungi; Ascomycota; Eurotiomycetes; Onygenales; Onygenaceae. Gene Ontology annotation, molecular function: antiporter activity; GDP-mannose transmembrane transporter activity.